AUGGGCAAAUUAAUGCUCAAAGUGGGUCAUUUCGGUCAAGCUGAGGAACUCUACAAUGAAUUACUCGAGAAUGCUUCUGAUGAUAGUGACAGGGCAUUUAUAUAUCACAUGCUUGGAAUGAUGAAAAACAGGCAAGGUAAAUAUCCAGAAGCAGUUAAAUUCUACGAAAAAGACCUCAAAAUAUCCCAGAAAACACUCUCACCAGAUGAUCCAGAGUUGGCUGCUAGGUACAACAACAUUGGUCAAGUGUACAACGACAUGGGUGAAUACUCGAAAGCACUGGAAUAUUACGAAAAAUAA
Messenger RNA from Rotaria socialis, 300 nucleotides. The record is from the annotation of a GenBank genome assembly. Lineage: Eukaryota; Metazoa; Rotifera; Eurotatoria; Philodinida; Philodinidae.